Symbiodinium necroappetens is the source of this 519-nucleotide messenger RNA. The record is from the annotation of a GenBank genome assembly. NCBI's taxonomy places the organism in Eukaryota, Dinophyceae, Suessiales, Symbiodiniaceae.
AUGCCGAACGGUGGUCGCCGCCGCGCAGAUUACAGCUAUGGACGGUGGGAUCACGGUGGCUAUUGGCAGUGGACGCCGGCAAGUACUCGCAGGCGAGAGCGGUGGGCAAGUGCUUCGGCGACGGGAAGUUUCAACAUGAAUCGUGCCCAGCAGCUCCUUAGCCAGUACCGCGUCGCAGGCGAGGAGCUCUACAAUCAGGCAGUCCGUGGCAAGAUGCCGGAGGCGUCCUACGCGGCCAUGGAAGAGUACGCUCAGGAAAUGCCAUGCACGACAUGGAACACGAUGGACACAAGGAUGCGGAGCUCAGAUCCUGCAAUGCUUAUGUACGAUGCGUUCGGGUGCGGGGAAAGGCUCCACUUCAUCAACGUUCCAGAGGCAGCCCCUCCGUCGACCUCGACACCAAGUCAUGAGGUCACUUGCAUCAUGGAGAGCAUGCGCCUCGUGCAAGCCAUGGCGCCUGAGCAGGCCGCCAAAAUAUUAAUCGAUACAGCUGCCCUUCAGGGGCCAUAUGAGGACUGA